CGACCACAGGAAGUAAGUUUCGGGCUCCUCCGUGCGCGCUUCUCUGUGCGGGACCCUCAUCUCCACGUCCCGACCGAGCCGCGAUUUCUCAGCUCCUUCCGGAGAUGGACAAUGGCGGGGAGUCGCCCGCAGACAAAAGUGGGGAGACGGGAGAGUCAGAUGAGCCGACCGCUGCUCCCAGAGAGCCAGGGCCUACGGACACCGAUGGAGUACCUGAAGAAACGGACGGGGACGGAGACGCGGACCCGAAAGAGGCCGCAGCGGAGGAAGGCGAGCUCAAGAGUCAGGAUGCCUCAGAUUUAACAGCAACUGAAAGGGAAGACACAUCACUACUUACUCCUGCUGCCAAAAAGCUGAAAAUAGAUACCAAAGAAAAGAAAGAGAGGAAGCAAAAGGUGGAUGAAGAUGAGAUUCAAAAGAUGCAAAUCCUGGUUUCUUCGUUUUCUGAGGAGCAGCUGAACCGCUAUGAAAUGUAUCGCCGGUCAGCUUUUCCUAAAGCAGCCAUUAAAAGGCUAAUCCAGUCCAUCACUGGCACAUCUGUAUCCCAGAAUGUUGUUAUUGCUAUGUCUGGUAUUUCCAAGGUUUUCGUCGGGGAGGUAGUGGAAGAAGCCCUGGAUGUGUGUGAGAAGUGGGGAGAAAUGCCACCACUACAGCCCAAACACAUGAGGGAGGCUGUUCGAAGGUUGAAGUCAAAGGGGCAGAUCCCUAACUCAAAGCACAAAAAAAUAAUCUUCUUCUAAAACCAAUCCUGGAAAGGCCCAUUGCUGACAGGGGAUGUCCUGGUGCUUCAGUAAGUAGCUGUCUUCUGAAUAUUCCAUGGUGACAAUUUUCAUGUCUUUAUCCAAACAAGUAUUCAUUGCACCUAAAAGGCAUACAGUCUACUUCAGAUUUGUAAUUAAUUUUGGCCUCUUAUGACAUUUGAGGUAUUUCAGUCUCUCAGCUCAUUGGAAGGUUCAUGGAUCUUCAGCAUCUUUUAAACAGACGUGCUGCUUUCAGACAAAACCCUGAGAAUUCUGAUGGUGGUUUCCCAUUGAAGCUUAAACUUGCUAUUUAAAAAAAGUUAUUACCUCUGGUUUUCAGUAGAUGAAACAACCAGAAACUAUCACUUGUGAUACUUACCAUGGAAGAUAUGAUGGUUAGUGAAAUAAUUUGUGCUUGUUAACACUAAAAAUUUUCUGUGACUUUUGAUGAUCAUUAAACUUUUCCAACUUGA
Messenger RNA from Dipodomys spectabilis (banner-tailed kangaroo rat), 1213 nucleotides. RefSeq names its product TATA-box binding protein associated factor 11 (gene Taf11). Gene Ontology annotation, biological process: transcription initiation at RNA polymerase II promoter; RNA polymerase II preinitiation complex assembly. NCBI's taxonomy places the organism in Eukaryota, Metazoa, Chordata, Mammalia, Rodentia, Heteromyidae. The coding region runs from base 105 to 740 and encodes 211 amino acids. Gene Ontology annotation, cellular component: nucleus; transcription factor TFIID complex. The record is from RefSeq and is a predicted model, not a curated record. Gene Ontology annotation, molecular function: transcription coactivator activity; protein heterodimerization activity. The transcript is spliced from 5 exons.